UCGCGGUCACAACACUUGAAUUCACUCGCACGCACACCCCCGCUGGGUGUGUAUUAGCCAGCCUACUGUAGACAGGAGCACAGCGCAGCUCAGGACCUCUCACAUACAGAAAGGAAGACACGGAGAGGGAGAGAAGAAAGAAGAAGGAGGGAAGAAGAGGAAUGAUAUGUAGGCUGUUUCUGCAGCCCCUCAUAGCCCGUUCUGUUGAUUAGGUAGGAGGAGAGAAACAGCCAGGCACGGUCUGCCUCUAGCCUACCGACCGACAUCAGUGCUGAGCAUCUCUCUGAUCCCACAGACUCUGACCGCAUCGAAACCGGCGUUAAAAACAGCGCUGUGUUUAUCACAGGCUCCGCUGCUGCUGCUUCUCGCUUAUCUCGUUCCUUUUCGUUAAUUUACUAUCUGACUAACGUGCGUGUUUCUCUGGGUUGAAUCACGAACCAGCUCGCCGUCCGCCCGCGUUUACACGACGGCAUGUCCCUCGCUCUUUUACCGCAACAGAAAACUGUCUGUCUCUCUUACACGACCUGAACGACUGCAGAGGACGGCGAGACAGGGAGCGGCGGGAGCGGCUGCACCGGAUCACGUUUUGGGCUUUUAUCAACUAGCUAGCCUAUUUCUGGAGGACUGGAGCUGACUAACACUAGCUAACGGGUUGGAUAGCUAGCUAACUAGCUUAUUAGACGGCGCACUGUGCACCCCUGGUUGUCAACUUAGUCCAUUUGGAGGCAGACAGACUGCUAGUAGCAGCGGACAGUUUAUUAUUAGCUGGCUUAUAAUUAUUUUUAAUACUAUUAUAUAUUAUUAUUAUUUUAAUUCACUGGAGUUGACUGAACACUGUAAAACUGUGUGCUGCGGUUAUCUAGGUUAACUAUCUAGUUAGCUUGCUAGUUAACUAGUCUAUUUGAAGGCUAGCUAGCUGCACCGUCCGCAGACAGUGUUUUUUAGCUAGGUUAGUUAACUAUUGCUAUUUCUAAAUCACUGAUGGCUGCGUUUUCUUGACAGUGCAUAGAUUAGCUGGCUGGCUACCGCAGAAAGGAGUAUAUAUUUAUUUGUAUAUUUUAUUUAAGCUAUUCAUGUAUUGGCUUUUUCCUUCCUUUACUAAGUUAAAUAACCUAACUAGCUAGGUUAGCUAAAAUGUAACGCCCACUUUUAGUUUUUUAUUUUAACAGAAUUCUUUUUAUUAGAAUUCGUUUAUAAUAUUUAGCUAGUAAUUAGCUAGGACAAACCCAAAGGCCUUCUCGCUGUACCCCCGACCAAAAUGCCGGCUGGAAUGAAGCCACUGGAAAAGUUUCUGAAGAAGCAGACCAACGCGCUCACUCGCGCCGGGGGCUUCGGGGAAAAGGCGGCCGGCACCGGGGCGUCGCGCCGGAGGGCCAGCCUGUCCCGCGUGGUCCCGUUCUUUAGGGAGACCUCUCCUGAAGGUGGCCCGGCGCGGGACGUCUUCAGCCCCGAGACGGAGGAGGCACCGUGUUGGCCGUCCGCCGCCGCGGACAUCAGGAGCCCCUCGCUGUCCAGCGAUGAGCAGAGCUCCGAGGCGAGCCUGGACACCAGCUGGACGCCUCUGGCCGCGGACACGCCGGAGAACCUGGCGCUGGCGCUGCUGGACAGCGUGGCGGGCAAGCGAUACGGCAACUGCACUGAAAUACUGCUGGAUGACUUCAUGUUGACACACCCUAUCUUCCUGGCAUCUGACAAGUUCCAGCAGGUUCUACUUCAGCAGUUUGGGACGGAGGGGCGGCAGGGCGAGGGCUGGCCCAGUUGGGACGGGGUGGAGAGGAAGCAGGCCGUGCUGAGUGUGGCCUUCCGCUACCUGGACACCUACAGAGAGCUACUGCAGGAGGAGGGGGACAGGUCCAACAGUUUCCCUAAGGACCUGUAUCUGUGUGCUGUGCAAGAGCUCAGCCGCUUCCCUGAACUGGUGGAGGAUGUCCUCAAGCUGCAGCGCUGGACUGAGAUCCUUCAUAAUCCGGCGGAGGAGGACAAGGAGAGUCGGAAGAAGCAGGUGCGUCCACUCUUUCGCCAUUUCAGACGCAUCGACGCCUGCCUCCAGCCCCGAGAGGCCUUCCGAGGCUCAGACGAGAUCUUCUGCAGGGUGUACACGCCGGACCACUCCUACGUGACCAUCCGAAGCCGCCUGUCGUGCCGCGUGGGAGAGAUUUUAGCUCUGGUGCGGGAGAAGCUGCAGUACAGCGAGGACCAGCCCACGCAGCCUGCUAACCUUAUACUGGUGGCAGUCACUUCUUCUGGAGAGAAAGCCGUGUUCCGUCCCAGUGAUGAGGCCGUCUUCACCACCCUGGGCGUCAACACCCACCUGUUUGCCUGCGAACCCUCAGAGCUGGAGGCCCUGAUGCCUCUCCCUGAGGAGAUCCACUGGUCACCGGGGGACAGCAAACUGCACGACAUGAGUGCAGAAGAAGUGGCCAACCAGCUGGUGGUGUUCGACUGGGAGCUGUUCAGCUGUGUGCAUGAGGUGGAGUUUGUGUGUUACGUGUUCCAUGGGGAGCAGGCUCGCUGGCGCCCCCUCAACCUGGAGCUGGUACUACAGCGGUGUAGUGAGGUGCAGCACUGGAUCGCUACAGAGAUCCUGCAGUGCCAGUCACUGCCAAAGAGGGUGCAGCUGCUGCGCAAGUUCAUCAAGAUAGCAGCUCUGUGUAAGCAGCAGCAGGACCUGCUGUCUUUCCUUGCUGUCGUUCUGGGGCUGGACAACCCUGCAGUUAGCCGCCUGCGCCUUACUUGGGAGGGCUUGCCAGGAAAGUUCCGGAAGCAGUUCCAGCAGUUUGAGAGCAUUGCGGACCCCUCAAGGAACCACAAGUCAUACAGGGACCUGCUGGCCAGUCUGAGGGCCCCUCUCAUCCCAUUCACUCCACUGCUUCUCAAAGAUCUGACCUUCCUUCAUGAGAGCUGUAAGACCUUCCAUGGGGAGCUGGUUAAUUUUGAGAAGAUGCAUAAAGUGGCAGAGAUGGUGCGGAGUAUCAGGCGAUACAGGAGUACUCAGCUAGUCAUGGAAGCAGAGCCCUCCCCCUCUCACCUCCAGACGAAAGCUUACGUGCGGCAGCUGCAGGUCAUCGACAAUCAGAACCUGCUUUUCGAAAUGUCCUGCAAGCUGGAGCCCAAAGACAUGUAACAGGGCCAAUCAUCUCCUAUCUACCCCUUCUUAAACCUGCCCUCCUUAACAUAACCACCCCCCCUUUCCUCCCUGACCUGCACUUUGACCAAUCUGCAAGCUCCUUUCGCUCUGUCUCUGCUGCUCCGUCACAGCUGGACUGUUAGACUUGAGCUUUGCUCAGUAAGAGUGGAGGAAAAGCAGGAGCUCUUGCUGCUUUAGUCUGGACAUAUUCAGGAUGCUGUGAAACGUUCGGACAGAGCUGAAUGUUCUGGAGCUCGUUUUGUUCAUAUCUAAUAUUAUCUCACGCUCUGCUAAUAAUAAUUCUAUAACCCGUCUGCAAGGUUCCGCGGUGUUUCGUCAGUGAGCGUACGGUGUGAACAAAGCUAUCUUCGAGAGUUUCCUGAACAGUGACGGGCUUACAUCCGCCCGCAUGGACCUUCUUUCUUUCGCAUCUUUUGCUUUUUAUUCUGUUGGUGAGCUCUUGUCCAGUUUGCACUGCCAUCAGACUGAACCAAACGCAACAAGGAGGCGGAUCAGAUCAGCUGAUCGCAAGCCAAUCCCACCACUUGUUGUUCCUGCAUUUUCUCCAGAUGCUUCAGAGACAUGGACUGCGUCUUGACUUCAGCUCUUUUACCUCACACUAAAGACCCACUACAACAUGAGACAAUCUGACCUCUUGAACUUUUACCUUCCCCACGCCGUUUCCUACCUUCCAACCCAGCCAACACAGGCACUUACUGUACCACCCUUCAGCUCUGUAUUAAACAGACACUUUCUCAGCCAUGAAUUAAAAGUAUAAAUUAAGAGUCUCAAAGCCAAAGACCAGCUACUUCAUGCAGCGUUCUCUGUCAGACCCUCUGUCAGGCCCUGGACUUCUUGUCUUCUUUAAUUUGUGCACUAACAUUUAGAGAGUGCUGAAAUAAGUAAUUAAGUUAAACCCUCAAAACAGUGUAAACUCUGAUUUGUGUUCAUUUGUAGCCCUCUGCUUCUAGACCAAUGACUGUAGAAAAACAUGGACACUAUGGUUUUCUUCCAUUCUGUAGAAAUAAAACAAAAAGACCAGAGACCAUGUUUUUGGAGUGUACAGACAUGAUGAUAGCACAAUGAGAUGCCAUCACAAUGACCAAAUGACAUCACAGCACUCAAUGUGAUGUCAUAAGUCAUUAUAUAUUAUAUUAUAUUAUAUUAUAUUAUAUUAAUAUAUUAAAUAUAGUAGCAUGUAGAGAAGUAGACCAGAAGCAAUUGAUAGCUUGACUAUAACACAGCUAAUCCAUUUAUUGCAGACGGUCUGUUUCAGUCAAGGCUCAAGUGCAACAAGUGACACCAUUCGUAAGAUGAAAAAUAUUUCUGGGGGAAAAAAAAAAAAAUGUGUCAAUAGCACAGGGAAAACUAACUGUAGGAAAUAGACAUGAGAAAAUUUACAUGAGAAAAAUUAUAUAUAUAUAUGGUGAUGUACCUAUUCUAGUUAUACUGCAUCCAGCCAGAAGAGGCGCUAGACCUGUGGUGGCUUUGUUUUCUACAGUAAUUGUUAGAAGAAGUGUUUUAUAUGUUUUCAGGAUUACGCAGUUGCAGUCACUGUUUCAACACUUAUUUUGAACUCAUACAUGCCCUUAAUUGGUCUACUUUAAAUUAUUUUAAAAAUGAUUUUCUGGUUGAACAAUUAUUGUAACACAGAUUUUUAAUUUCUGACAUACUUAAAAUUGUAUUUUAUCAUGUCAUUUUCUCCCAGAUCCCUAACUAAGCCAUCAUAAGCUAUAUAAGGCAAAUCUGGUCUCAGGUGGCCACAGGGACAAACUGACUGCUGCUGUUCGUUGCUGCCCUGUUCGUGUGAGGUGGCUGGUCUUGGUUGCGACUCUCUCAGGAUUAGUUCCUGAGUCCGAGCUCUUUGCAGACGCUGAUCUGUGAAGCCUCAGUGUAUAUAUGCCCUGUAAAUAGCUAAAUAAAUAUGAAGACUCUAUUUUAUGUAUGAGCUAUGAGAUGGACACUCAAUGAGAAUAUUUGUUUUGUAAAUCUGAGGAAACAAAAUGUAUGUGUACAUUUUAAAAACUAAGAUUGAGACUGAGUCUAAUGUCCGCAUUGGGAAAAAAAACUGUACAGCGUAUCUUCUUGGUUUUGUUGCAUUGCAGUUUUGAUUCUGUUCCUAUCCGUAGUGGAUGAAUUGUAUAUAUAUCUUCUAGUUUUGUUGCAUUUCUUUGGUUGUUUUAUUUUCUAUAUGCGAUUGAUUGAAUUGUACAGCAUGUAUUUGGUUUAGUUGGAUUUUCUUGUUUUUAGUUUUUUUAAAAGCGGGUAAACUACGAUCUCUGGGUGUUGUUUUUGGUUUUUGUACAGAAGUCCGUGUUUACAGUGCGCUCCUCUGAAACUCAGACAUGUCCAGUGAGGCGGGAAGUGGGCGGAGCAGAGGGAGGCGCUGCUCUGCUGCUUCUCCACCUGAAACAAAAACGCAUCUAAAAUAAAGCCUCUUCUGAUGA
Astyanax mexicanus (Mexican tetra) is the source of this 5574-nucleotide messenger RNA. It is a transcript of the gene rapgefl1, whose product is annotated as Rap guanine nucleotide exchange factor (GEF)-like 1. Gene Ontology annotation, biological process: positive regulation of GTPase activity; Ras protein signal transduction. Gene Ontology annotation, cellular component: plasma membrane. The coding region runs from base 1259 to 3124 and encodes 621 amino acids. Gene Ontology annotation, molecular function: guanyl-nucleotide exchange factor activity. The transcript is spliced from 15 exons. The record is from RefSeq and is a predicted model, not a curated record. Lineage: Eukaryota; Metazoa; Chordata; Actinopteri; Characiformes; Acestrorhamphidae.